This is a messenger RNA of Arthroderma uncinatum, 3765 nucleotides long. RefSeq names its product multidrug resistance protein 2. Gene Ontology annotation, cellular component: membrane. Gene Ontology annotation, biological process: transmembrane transport. The transcript is spliced from 18 exons. Gene Ontology annotation, molecular function: ABC-type transporter activity; ATP hydrolysis activity; ATP binding. The coding region runs from base 1 to 3765 and encodes 1254 amino acids. NCBI's taxonomy places the organism in Eukaryota, Fungi, Ascomycota, Eurotiomycetes, Onygenales, Arthrodermataceae. The record is from RefSeq and is a predicted model, not a curated record.
AUGGGGCUCGCCUUCUUUUGCUCGGCUGGAGCUGGCAUCGCCCUCCCGCUGAUGAAUAUCGUCUUUGGCGCCCUUGUCACCGACUUCAAUGACUACUUCUUGCCCAACACGACCGUCACCAGGGAGCAGUUCAAGAGCAGCGUCAACAAGAAUGUGCUGUACAUCGUGUACCUAUUCAUCGGCAAGUUCGUGCUUAGCUAUAUAUCAAUGUUCUGUCUCCGUACGACUGGAAUCCGCAUAUCAGCUAACCUGCGGCUUGCCUACCUUCGCGCUCUGUUCAACCAGCCGGUCGGCUACAUCGAUGCCAUGCCAAUUGGACGGCCGACGGACACCAUCACCGCGUCGUCCAAUCUGAUCCAGGCUGGGAUCUCCGACAGGCUUGCCGUCCUCGUCCAGUCUGUGGCCCUCUUCAUUUCUGCAUAUGCAGUCGCCUUCACCCGCUCGUGGUCCCUGACCCUCGUCUCGAGCUCUUGUCUGCUCUUCAUCCUCCUCAUCUACUCCGUGGUCAUCCCCUUCUACCUCAAGCUGUUCAAGUCGGUCGAGGGGGCCAGUGAAAAGGCCACUGCGGUUGCUGGUGAGACCCUGAGCUCGAUCAGAACCGUCGUGGCCUGUGGUGCCGAGUCGCGUUUGAUCGAUCGACACGGUCAGCACAUCAGCGAGGCCCGGCGCAAGGGGCUCCAGCUCUCGCCCGUCGUUGGAUUUCAGCUGGGGCCUACCAACUUUGCCAUGUACUGCAACUUUGCUCUCACCUUCUGGUUCGGAGUGAGGCAGUACACUUCUGGAAACGUCUCCGGUGCUGGCCCAGUCUCAACUGUCAUCUUCUCCGUCAUCAUUGUAGUGUCCGCUGUCUCCUUUAUUGCUAACCCGAUAAUUGCACUGUCCAAAGCCAUCUCCGCGUCUGCACGUUACUUCACCGUGAUUGAUGCGCCGCCGUUGAAGACCUCGGGCGUCAAGGACAUCGACAUCUCCCAGUUUGAAGAUUUGACAUUCAAUAAUGUCACCUUCUCCUACCCCACUCGAGCCAAUGUGACCAUAUUAGAUAAUCUCUCCCUUGUUUUCCCAAUGGGCAAGGUUACUGCCCUUGUUGGCCCGUCUGGUUGCGGGAAAAGUACCAUCAUCGGGUUGCUCGAAAGAUGGUAUCAGAUCUCGAAGCAAGUAGAGGAGGCCGAGGAACCUCAGAACACGGAAAAAACGGACAAAAAGGGCAAAAAGGACAAAACGGACAAAACUGACAAAGAGCAGGCUUCAGAUGAAAAACAGGCGUCUGAAGAAGGGACUGUUAAGCCAAACAGUGGAUCAAUCAUGGUCGGCCCGCACAACGUCGACGAGCUCGACCUCAAGUGGUGGCGAUCCCAGAUUGGCUUUGUCCAGCAGGAGCCGUUCUCGUUCAACACCUCUAUUUUCAAAAAUGUCGCCUUCGGUCUUAUUGGGUCCAGAUGGGAGAACGAGAGUGAGGAGGUGAAGAGGCAGCUAGUUAAGGAGGCGUGUCAAGAAGCCUUUGCAGAUGAGUUUAUUGAUAAACUACCGGAGGCCUACGAUACCAUGAUCGGCGAGAACGGAAUCAAGCUUAGUGGCGGCCAGCGCCAGAGACUUGCCAUUGCUCGAAGCAUCAUAAAGAAGCCACUGAUCCUCAUCCUCGACGAAGCUACGAGUGCCAUCGACGUGCGUGGUGAACGCAUUGUUCAAGAUGCCCUGGAUCGAGUGUCCAAAGGCCGCACCACAAUCACUAUUGCCCACAGGCUCUCCACCAUCAAAAAGGCCGACAAAAUCAUUGUACUGCGGAAGGGCGCCGCGGUGGAAUAUGGAACCCAUGAUGAACUGCUUUCCAAGGAGGGCCUAUAUCACAGCCUAGUGCACAACCAGCAGCUGGACAUGGAAGAUGAAAAGGAAGAUUCGCAGAUUGAGCCUGGGAAAGAGACUGCUGACUUAACCAUAUCCAGAACAAAGUCUGCGGUAGCUACCGGUGCCACAGACAUCGAGCAGGGCCUUCCCGAGGAUUCAUACAAAGAACAGUCGCUCCUCAACUCGGUGGGCCUGUUAUUAUGGGAGCAACGGAAGUAUUGGGUCAUGUACGCUGGUGUCCUCGUUGGCGCUGCCGGAUGUGGAGCUGCGUAUUCUAUUCAGAGCUAUCUGUUCUCGCAACUUAUCACGGUGUUCCAACUCACAGGAUCCAGACUCAUAGAGCGAACGAACUUUUGGGCCUUGAUGUUUUUCGUCCUUGCGCUGGCAGUAUCCUUUUUUUACUUCAUCCUAGGUUGGAUGUCGAUGUCUAUAUCAACCUACAUUUCAACGACAUACCGGCAGGAAUAUUUUGACAGCAUGGUUCGGAAACCUAUAGUAUAUUUUGACAAGGACGAAAACUCUGCGGGCUCCCUGACCUCGCGGAUAUCGGCUGAUUCCACACAGCUUCAAGAACUCCUUGGCCCAACCAUGGCCUUUCCACUUAUAUCCGUCUUUAAUGUGCUGGGGUGUAUUGCCAUAUCAUUUGCGUUUGGCUGGAAGUUGACUCUUGUCGCCAUAUUCUCUGCAUUCCCCUUGAUUAUCAUUGCCAUGUUCGUUCGGGUACGAUAUGAGGUUCAGUUCGACAAGAUGAAUGCUGUGGUUUUUGAAGAAAGUUCCCAGUUUGCCUCGGAAGCCAUUGGGGCAUUCCGAACGGUUUCGUCUCUCACUCUCGAGGAUACUAUCAUAGAGAGGUAUUCCGGUUUGCUACAGCACCAUGUGCGGUCUGCGUUCCUUAAAGCGAGAGUCGCCGCACUUAUAUAUGCCGCAUCAGACAGCCUGGAGCUCCCUUGCAUGGCGCUAUGUUUCUGGUAUGGUGGCCAGCUACUGAGCACACACGAGUAUGAUGUCUUACAGUUUUUCGUGAUAUAUAUAGCGGUGGUUCUGGGUGGCCAAGCCGCAGGCCAUUUUGGGAGUGUCAGCCCGAAUUUGGCACAGGCAACAUCGGCUGCGAAUCGGAUUCUAAGUAUUCGUCCGGGACCAGAUGACGACAAUAAUAAAGAUGUAUUUGAUCCGCGCGAGGGAGGAGUAGAGAUCGAGUUUAAAUCGGUGGAUUUCAAAUACCCAUCGCGGGAUGUACCGGUGUUCAAAGACCUGUCCUUUACAGUCAGAAAGGGGCAGUUCGCCGCCCUCGUUGGCCCCUCAGGCUGCGGGAAGACGUCCGUGAUCUCGAUUCUCGAGCGGUUUUAUGGCUACCAAGAAGGCCACAUUCGCAUAAACGGUACGGAGCUUAGCUCACUUGACUUGAAGUCUUACCGUCGAACCAUGUCGUUGGUAUCUCAGGAACCAACCCUGUAUCAAGGCUCUAUCCGAGACAACGUCACCUUGGGGGUAGACCCAGAGAGUGUGACCACAGAGCAAGUGCAGCAAGUGUGCCGUGAUGCAGAGAUCCAUGACUUCAUCACCUCGCUUCCUGAAGGGUACGAUACCGAAGUAGGCCAAAAGGGCCUGGAGCUGAGCGGCGGCCAAAAACAGCGUAUAUGCAUAGCCCGGGCCCUGAUACGGAACCCCCAUCUGCUCUUGCUGGAUGAGGCGACCUCGAGUCUGGACUCCGAGUCCGAGAAGCUGGUGCAGGCCGCUAUCGAGCGGACGGCGAAGGGCAGGACGGUGCUGGUUGUCGCUCAUCGCCUCGCCACCGUACAGAAUGCCGACGUCAUCUUCGUUUUUGGCGACGGAGGCAUCGUCGAGAGCGGCAGCCACCAUAGUCUCCUCAAGAAACGAGGUGUAUAUUAUCAAAUGUGUGAAUCGCAAGCCCUCGAUAGAUAG